Diaporthe batatas is the source of this 1662-nucleotide messenger RNA. RefSeq lists its product as uncharacterized. The transcript has a single exon. Lineage: Eukaryota; Fungi; Ascomycota; Sordariomycetes; Diaporthales; Diaporthaceae. The coding region runs from base 1 to 1662 and encodes 553 amino acids. Gene Ontology annotation, molecular function: ATP binding; protein kinase activity. The record is from RefSeq and is a predicted model, not a curated record. Gene Ontology annotation, biological process: protein phosphorylation.
AUGGAGAGCGCUGCACCUGUCUAUGCUGAGUAUUCCGGCCUUGACGACCACUCAAUUGAAGACGUCGACGACUAUGCCCCUGGAGGUUUGCACCCAACCCAUUUAGGAGACCUACUAGGGGACGGUCGAUAUAAGGUUAUCCUAAAACUCGGCCACGGAGGCUACGGCACGGUUUGGCUAUGCCGUGACGUCAAGGAGGGGACAUGGAGGGCUGUAAAAAUCCUCAAGGCCUCAAACUCAUCAGAAGACUGUCCAGAUCUAAGAAUUCAAUCUGCAUUCUCCAACAUAGACCAUUCGCAGAAAGAUGUCAGGAAUUGCCGUGUAGCCCUCGCUCUUGGUCAUUUCUGGACGAACGGGCCCAAUGGUACGCAUCUAUGCAUCGUAAUGCCCUUGUUGGGACCUAAUCUGGACAAUGCGGCACAGUUGUAUCUAUACGAUGAGGCACCAUUGGUGCGAAUCUGUUUUCAAUUGGUCCAGGCUAUGAGCUUCCUUCACAACAAGGGUGUAUGCCACGGCGACUUCCGUCCGCACAACGCAUGUUUCACUCUCAAGGACAUCGAUAAUCUUGAGGAAGAUGACAUUAUCCAGGCUUUUGGCAAACCAAAGCUGAUAGGCCUAGUGGAAGAUGAAGAGUUCGACGCGGUUGAUUACGGUGACACUGAAUCGGACGCAUUCAGCGAUGAAGAAUCUCACGAGAGCGUACGUUCAGACGAAACAAAGAUGGCUGGCAACGCGGCUAGCCACUAUAAGAAGCCUCAAGCGCACCGUCCGAGAUAUUUGGUCGCAACAUCUUGUAUCAACCCGAAAUCCCCGUACGUUUCAAAUGAAGUCGCUGUCAUCGACUUCGGAGUGUCAUUCCUCGUCUCUGAGCCUCCGGAAGAAUCUAUGAUCCCACCUCAUUAUGGCGCACCUGAGACAUUUAUCGACAAGUGUGGGGACCUCGGUUUUGGGAGCGACCUGUGGGCACUCGGAUGCACAAUCUGCGAGAUUAGAGUGGGCUGCGAACCAUUUUUUGACGUCGGAGACAUCUGGCAUCUAAUGAAGUAUUGGGAAAAUCUCAACGGUCCUUUGCCAGAACCCUACAGAUCAUCUCUGGCAGAGGACCUCGAAAUACCCGAGGACCCUGAGCAAUACGUGUCGACUGAUUCGGAAGAGAUCGAGGAGCUUGCGCAGGAGCAUCUGCGUAGAACAGGGGUCACUGGCUCUUUACACAACAUCCUCCUAGUUGAGCGGCGAUUCCAGGUUCCGCUGCGAGAAGGCGAGGAACCAUCGCCGCCGCCACCCCCUACAAGCAGCACAAGAGGGCGCAUGCAAGUAAUAUCAGGUCACAAGAUUGUUGCGGCCGAGAUGACUCGGCGGGAGGCAUCAGAACUCAUGGAACUGUUCAAAAGAAUCUUCGCAUGGAAGGCUUCAGAGCGCAUCUCAGCGUCCGAGAUACUGGAUCUGCCGUACUUUGCAGCUUGCCGGGCGGAAACCGAGGGAGCUUCGGAAUCACAGCAGAUGUCUGGAGAAAAUGCAGAUGUGGAUUCGGCUUCGCAGGCCGGGGCAGACGCCACAGUGUCCUGGCAUGGGGACAGCGGUAACGAGGCGUUGGUACCACUCGGUGGGAUUGGUCCACUUCUUGCACUUUUGCGCGAGUUACUUCGGCCAUGUGGUCUGUAG